AGGCUCGCGCAGCAGUACGGUUUUAGUAAGUGUAUAUAAAUGUUGAUUAGAUCAUCUUCACGCGUUAGUGUUUGCAAUUGACUUUUUGUGUUUCUUCGCGCCUUACACCGAUCCCGAACGAUCGGGCAAUGAAUAGGGUGCAAAUCAAGCACGCAUCAUCAAGCGAUGACACGUUGUAGCACAAAAGCACGCGCCUUUUUGCGAAGAGAGACAGCCUUCGUUUGGUUCAGAGUGGAUUUUGCAUAAUUUUCUUUUCUCACUACUAGAAAGUCAGAUAAUAUGCAAGGAGACAAAAUUCUUCUUGACGCAGCUUUACUAUGUGCGCGAUGUAUGCGACGUAAUUGAUAUGUGCAUGGGAUUCGAAACAACUAAGGGUAGGACUUUAUGAUCAGGAAAUAUAGAAGGUUGGUACUUACUCAGUAAAAGAAAAAGGAAAAUAAUGGAGAAUCCAUUUUCACAAGGCGGGAGCGAUCCCUGGUUUCAGGGUGGCUUCCAACAGGGUGGCUCAUCGAGCUCGUUUCCGACACAUCCAAUGGCACAGCAGCAACAGCAGCCAAUGGGAGCGAUGGGGCAGCCAGAUACGUUUACAGGCGAUGGCGGCGCCGGAGGUAUUCCCUUUUUUUUUAGAUGUGUACUGGCGAUUCUCUAGGUACUUAAUUGCUUUAUUAUACUUUCUUUGUAUCCUUUUUCUAGAUCAUCAUUCAGACAAAGCCCACCGCAUUUCAAUUUCUCGCCACAUUUCAGGUGACGGUGAACUAGGCAUCGAGAACGAACCGCCUAUCCUUGAAGAACUUGGAAUUGACAUUGAUGCCGUGAUGCAAAGGAUAAAGGUACAGUUUUUACUCUAGAAGUGCCAUUUGAGAUCCGAAUAUUUUCUUGUAACAUCUUCGAGUAAUAAAGCUACUACUCGUUAUUUGUACUAGUUGUAUAUUUAAGUCGCACGUCGACGGUUCGUCGUGUAGUGCUUUCGUUACCAUUCCGUGUGCGGGGUGAACUUUUCGUUCUUAUUUUACUUAUAGAGUAUGAUAAAAGUAAAACUAACAAUCUAAUUUCCAGGCCGUUGCACUUUUGAGACCCUUGCCACAGCAGAUCGUAUUAGAAGGCGAUCUCACGGGUCCGGGUUUGAUUGUAAUAGCGCUAAUGGGCGCGAUGCUUUUGCAGGGGAAGAUACGAUACGAGGUGAUUUAUACGUUGGUGACCGUGUCUUGUAUGGUCUCUUACCUCCUGAUAAAUUUGAUGGCGCAGAAAGGAGGCAUUGACUUGUAUUGCGUCAUAUCAAUGUUCGGCUACGGUCUGAUGCCCAUCGUCCUCCUCGCUUUCCUGUCAGCCUUCAUCUCGUUUAAGGCAUACGCGGUGGUUGGCACUGUCGCGGCACUCGUCACAAUAGCGUGGUGCACAGCUUCUAGUUCGCGCUUUGUCGAAAGUGCACUGGAUAGCCAUGACCAGCAGUACCUUAUCGCCUACCCGACUGGGCUUCUUUACGCUCUCUUUGUUGUGGUCACCAUUUUCUGAUUCGAGGGACGGCUAGCAGCUGCCCAACAGCACCAUCGUACCGACGAGCACCAAAGGACGACGCGCCGAAAAGGGAAAUAGCGCAGCGGACCCUACGAAAAAGGUCUUUCCGCUCGCCUAUAAUUAUCGUGGUGUUUGCGUCAAAGUCUACCUGUGCGCGUCCUCUAUAAUUCGUAGAGCCCCUUGUGUAUCAGAAUCUUCCAAGGAGACCCAGUCUGACUUGCGCACUCGCCGCAAAGUCCCUCCCUGUUUGCGCGUCACUCGAGAAAGCCUCUCGAGCAUCGUAUUACCCUACUCACCUGUAUUUCCUUAGGAAACGCUAGACAAACAGCGACCGACGACAUCUGAAGAGAGCGUGGAUUGCAUGUAUUAUGAUCAGCGCGGCCAACAAGAAAGUCAUGCGACACCUCUCAUUCCGUAGUUACAGUGUUCCUGGAUUCAAUGUGACGUGUCCACCUUCAU
Amoebophrya sp. A25 is the source of this 1974-nucleotide messenger RNA. The record is from the annotation of a GenBank genome assembly. NCBI's taxonomy places the organism in Eukaryota, Dinophyceae, Syndiniales, Amoebophryaceae.